Molecule: messenger RNA, 2162 nt
Organism: Bursaphelenchus xylophilus (pine wood nematode)
Lineage: Eukaryota; Metazoa; Nematoda; Chromadorea; Rhabditida; Aphelenchoididae
Source: the annotation of a GenBank genome assembly
AUGGUUGACGAAUUUCAGCAGGUAGGUGACAUUAUUCUUGAUAAGGAGUUUGUUUUCGGAAGUAGGAAGGAGAAUUUAAUAUAGGAGGGUGAUAACGUUGAUCAUUGUGUUCUAAGCUUUUUGUUGUUUUCAUUAAAGUGGAAUGUUGCAUAAAAAAGCGCUGAGAAUACACGCUAACAAAGAACUUGAGAGUAGAACCUAGAAUGAUGUUAUGGGAAGAUCCGUCAGUACAAUACCUUCUGGUACAACCAUGAUGUGCAAUCCUACAAACUGAAAUCGAUCCUUUUCUCUUACGUUUUUUCAAGAGUGCGCAGACCUUUGUCGCGGUGCACCGUGCAUUUUGUUCCUUUCGCAUGGUGCUAACCAUUUUCAAAUCAUUUUGCACUGUGCACUUUGCCUCACCGCGCAUGAUCACUUCAGACAGCGACACAGUUGAGGAAGUCUUGUUUUGCACGACAUCUCGGAUACUGAAGGAAUUAGUAUUUAAUGACAGUCUGAAGAAACUUCUUCAGCACUUGAUUAUUAGAUGACUUUUUUCAGCUGAAAUACCUGACCGGAUUUGGAAAUGAAUUCCAAACCUAUGAUCCCCGAAAGCCGAAUGCUGUGCCCUUAGGGCAAAACAGUCCCCAGACCUGUCCAUAUGGCCUUUAUGCCGAGCAACUCUCGGGAACGGCUUUUACUGUGGCCAGGGGUGGAAAUAAAAGAAGGUAAAUUUACAUUAUUUUCAUGUGUUUUCUUAUGAUGUUUUUUCGAUAAAAUGGGGCUCUAUCCCUCAUAUUUUAGUUGGUUAUACCGCAUCCGUCCUUCCGUAAUCCACAAGCCUUUCAAAUCCAUCGACAUCAGCCCCGACGUCGUCAAUGAUUUCUCCAGAUUCCAUCCUGAUCCCAAUCAAUAUCGAUGGAAGCCACUUCCAUUAACCGAUCAGAAGAAGGAUUUUGUUGAGGUAAGCCCUUAUUUCCACGCAAUUUCAAUGUGUUUUCACGAUGAUUAUUCAGUUCAUUUAGUCUUUGGUCACAUUUUGUGGAGCUGGUGAGCCCUGCGGCCGAAACGGUAUCGCCGUCCAUAUGUAUUCUUGCAACUCAUCAAUGGGGAAUCGAUGUUUUUACAAUUCUGAUGGCGAUUUUUUGAUCGUACCUCAAGAAGGAGAACUUCGAAUCAAGACUGAGUUUGGUCGAUUGCUCGUGAAACCUCUGGAGAUCUGCGUUAUCCCUCAGGGAAUUCGAUUCUCGGUGGACGUCGCUAAGAGUUCCCGAGGCUAUAUUUUGGAAGUAUUUGGUACUCAUUUCCAAUUGCCCGAUUUAGGACCAAUUGGAGCGAAUGGGUUGGCCAAUCCAAGAGAUUUCGAGAUUCCAACUGCUUGGUAUGAAGAUGUAGAUGGCGUUGACUAUGAGGUAAGUGUUGAUUUGUGUAAUCGCCAAAAUAAUUUUCUCAAAGAAUUGGCAACAUUGUUGUAGGUGAUUAACAAAUUCCAAGGAGCUUUUUUCACCGCCAGUCAGGAUCAUUCUCCAUUUGAUGUGGUGGGAUGGCAUGGAAAUUAUACCCCUUAUAAGUAUGACCUAACCAAGUUCAUGGUCAUCAACACGGUCUCAUUUGAUCAUUGUGUAAGUCGGAUUACUGUAAUGCACGUUGAAAAGAAGCUUCCGUGUUAUGUAUUCAAACUUAUUUAUUUUCCAGGACCCCUCCAUCUUCACAGUUUUAACCGCUCCGUCGACCCGACCAGGAGUGGCUAUUGCUGAUUUCGUGAUCUUCCCUCCUCGAUGGGGAGUUGCUGAUCAUACAUUCAGACCUCCUUAUUAUCAUCGCAAUUGUAUGAGUGAAUAUAUGGGACUGAUUAAGGGGAAUUAUGAGGCGAAGCAAGGUGCUUUUAGCCCAGGCGGAGGCUCUCUUCAUAGUAUGAUGACUCCUCAUGGCCCUGAUCACAAAUGCUUCCAGGUGGCUUCAACCGAAGAGCUGAAGCCAACACGAGUUGCUGAGGGCACUAUGGUCAGUUUGGAUAGAUUUGUUAAAAAGUUGAUGACCUAAAGUUACUAUAUUUUAUUUUGCUUUAGGCAUUCAUGUUUGAGUCCUCAUUCAGCAUGAAGGUGACUGAUUGGGCCAAGGAAAAUCACGUGGAUAGGGAUUAUUUCAAGGAUUGGCAGCCGUUGGAAAAGUUAUUCAAAUAA